Messenger RNA from Pistacia vera, 1813 nucleotides. RefSeq lists its product as uncharacterized. The transcript has 7 exons. Lineage: Eukaryota; Viridiplantae; Streptophyta; Magnoliopsida; Sapindales; Anacardiaceae. The record is from RefSeq and is a predicted model, not a curated record. The coding region runs from base 273 to 1700 and encodes 475 amino acids.
CAGACAUUCUUUCUCAAGUAAAAAAAAAUUGUCUUCUUUUCUAACCAAUUUUCUACUUACCUCAAAAAUUUCUAUCUGAUUUUCUCACACUUUCUGAAUAAAAAAACCCUAGUUUCACCGCUUAUAUAUAAAUCUUUUCUACCCCUUUUCUGAUUCGCACAGAAUUGAAUUUUCAAUUUGUUGAUUGUUCAGCUGCAGUUAGUUUACAAAAUUUCAAACCCUGAUUUCUAAAUUCAAAUGAAAGAGCUGUAAAUCUCAAAAUUAUCGGUUCAAUGUCAGUAGAGAGGUCGUUUGAAGCAUGGGAGGAGGUCCAGCGCCACGGUCAAGACCUGGCGGACCGGUUGGCUCAAGGUUUCACUGGUCUAAUUCAAUCUCACAUGACGAAUCCGCCGUCGUUUUCGUGGCCAAACCCGACAAAAUCGAAACAUUUCGAUUUAGAGUUCCCGCUUGCGAGUUCCACCAAAAGGGAUUUCGCUAUUUCGGUCGGCAAACCCGAGAUUAACGGCGUUUCGGCGAUUUUUGAUAUUGGUAACAGGAUUGGGCAGGCUGGGGCUGACUUUGGGGCGUGUUUGAAUGGAUUGGUUCAUCAAUUCUACAGACAGUUGCCUGUGCCUUUUAAGCAUGAAGAGAGUGGGAUUAGACUGGAGUUGAAUGGGAUUGAUAGUGGUUUGAAGAGAAAUGAUGUGGGGUUGAGUGUUGGGGAGAGUUUUGGUGUUAGAGAAAGAGAAAGAGAGAGAUUGAGGGGUGUUGGGGCUGUUGAGAAUGAUGGUGGUAAUGAUUUGGAUGAAGAAAUGGGUGGGCUUGAUUUGCGGUCAGCCGCGCAUCUCGGUAGGCCACAGGGGAUCAUAAAUAUUUCGUCAACUUAUGACAGUCGAACACAUGGCUUGGAAAGUUCUCUCGUUGCAAGGGGAGAUUUAUGGAGAAUAGAGGCAUCAAAUGACAGUUCCACAUCAGGGAACGACAAUUCAUCUCUUUUCCUUGUUCAGCUUGGACCAGUACUCUUUGUUCGUGAUUCAACGCUUCUUUUGCCUGUUCAUUUGUCAAAGCAACACUUGCUUUGGUAUGGAUAUGACAGGAAGAAUGGAAUGCAUUCUCUUUGUCCAGCUGUGUGGUCAAAGCAUAGAAGGUGGCUGUUGAUGUCCAUGUUCUGUCUAAAUCCUUUUGCUUGUUCGUUUGUGGAUUUGCAGUUUCCUAAUGGACAGUUAACUUAUGUAUCCGGCGAGGGUCUAACGACUAGUGCUUUUCUACCACUUUGUGGAGGCCUUCUCCAAGCACAGGGUCAAUUUCCUGGAGAAAUGAGAUUUAGCUUCUCGUGCAAGAAUAAGUGGGGAACACGUAUCACACCAAUGGUCCAAUGGCCUGACAAGUCGUUUACGUUGGGUCUUGCACAAGCUUUGGCUUGGCAGAGGUCUGGUCUUAUAGUGCGGCCAACUAUCCAGUUCAGUUUAUGCCCCACGUUUGGUGGAAGCAAUCCUGGGUUGCGAGCAGAACUUAUUCAUUCCUUGAAGGAGGAACUGAACCUUAUCUAUGGCUACACAUGCAUGACACAUCCUUCUGCAUUUGCCUCAAUUUCGAUUGGUAGGUCUAAAUGGAAUGGAAAUGUUGGAAGCUCAGGGAUAGUGAUGAGAGUUGAUGCUCCUCUUUCACGUGUUGGCCGACCUUCUUGCUCCGUCCAGAUAAAUAGUGGCAUCGAAUUUUGAUUCUUUUUUUUUUUUUUUUUUUCUGUCACCCACAUAAAAAGUGUAUAUAGUCAUGGGCUCAUUAACAAACAACUACUACAUAUGAAUAUGCAAAUAAUAUUAUUGAUCCAUAA